This is a messenger RNA of Leguminivora glycinivorella, 1694 nucleotides long. RefSeq lists its product as uncharacterized. Bases 48 to 1667 code for a protein of 539 amino acids. NCBI's taxonomy places the organism in Eukaryota, Metazoa, Arthropoda, Insecta, Lepidoptera, Tortricidae. The transcript is spliced from 9 exons. The record is from RefSeq and is a predicted model, not a curated record.
UUCGUGGUGCAUCGGAAGGGAUAACACGAUUCGACUCUGGGAAUGCCAUGACUACAACCAUCAAUAAUAUUUUAUUUUGGUGUAUAGUCGUUAAUGGGAUAUCGAUACCAUCGAUAGAUUCAUUAAGGGUAUUGAAACAGCCGGGAUUGGAACUCGAAUCUGGAAGGAAUACUUCGAGCCCGCGGCGGCUUAGCAGCCUUGAGCUGAGGGGCUGGUCGCAUGCGGACCUGCCUGUAAGGAGGCCUCAUUCGAGACUUGAGCGGCAUAGAAAGAGGCCUCGGUUUUCAGGAGUUCUGUUCGUGGGAGUGCACUUGAGGAACCUUGGCGGACUGCCGCGGAGGGGCACGGGUUCCCGCCGAGGGCCGCGCGCCGGCCGCCGGUCGGAUGCCCGGAGAAAAGACGACUCCGACUUCGAAGCCUUCAUGAAGAAGAUGUUCAGUGACAUGCCACAAUCGAUGGGCAAGAAGGGCUACAUCGACGAAGUGAAAGACGGGCCAAACGCGGGCUACAGACCGUACUGGUACGGGUACAACUUUGCGACGGACCGUCCCGAGUCUAAGCAGAAGAUCAAUCAGGAGUCCAGCCACGAGGACUUCGACUACGGCAUGGGAAUGGGCAACGGGACUGGCACCUGGGGCGGCGGCGCCAAGACGCUCGGGCGGAUCGACGACCAGCUCGGGGCAGGCGUGCUCGUGAACGAGGAUGUUCGCGCGCGCCCCAAGAAGGCCAAGUGCGCGCCCAACAUGGGCCCGAAAUGCGACUUAGGUGUAUUCGCCGGAGACCUCCCCAAUGGCGUCGUCGAAAGCUGGAUCCAACUCACCAAGUCCUGCAACGUCUGCUCUGCCAGUGCUAGAGAGAUGGGCCUGGUAUGCACCGUGGACAACAGCGGGGAGGUGUUUCAAGAGAUGCAUGCGUGCGUGAUGGAGAAGAAUAACUGCGUCAAGGGCAUCGCGGCCAUCCAGCCGAAUAGGGAAUCUUACAACUACUACAAUCACGAGUUCGGGGAGUUCCCGUUCGCUGUGACGUCGGGCUGGACCCGCGUAGCCAUCCAUGGCGAGGAAGAUGCCCACAUACGCCUCUACGACUCCUGGCCCUUCCACACUUCCAAACACAAUUACUGGUUUAAGAUCAACACCUGGCUACGGUUUUGGUGGGAGCUUCUCUGGAGACCGCCAGUGGAGACCCAUUUGCAUUACAACGGGGAAUCGGUGGCGGCGGCCGUAAACCGUUACGGACUGGAAUACUGGGGGGGUUGGUGGAAGGAGUACACGAUAGUGUGGGACGUAAAGACCGGCUGGAUCCUCAUGUCACAGGCCCGCAGGCCCGACGCGCUCUCUGGAGACGAGCGAGUUGUCUUCAUCGAGUAUACGGCGCCUAAGCCCUGGAGCCCUAUCUACAUCGACGUCUCCAACCUCUACAAGCGGUGGCUUAACAUCGUAAUCUACGAUUUACCAUUCGAAUUAUCGGUGAUGAACCUGGGGUCCUGCCAGUCGGGACGCGUGUGGAACGACUUCCCGACUGACACGGAGGAGGUAUUGAACCGCACGAUGACCAUGGAGAGCCGGCACCUGAAGCGCAAAGAGAGGUUCAAGAUCAACAACGAGGAGUGGUCGGCCGAGGACGGGCCCUACGUCGAGUACCCGCACAACCUCUACAUCGACAACUAGACUAUUACACACACUCAUCUAAUACUG